CCUUGCCUUCCUGCGUCUCUGCGCCCCUUUAUGCGGCCGCACCAAAGCCUGUGAUCUCUUCUCUCCGUCGCUCUCUUCCUUUCGCUCUCGUUUCAAGCUUGAUACCCGCGAAACCGGCGCCCGCUCCUACGUCGUGGCUUCCUACGGAGUCGGACGCCGGAGAAAUCCCCCCUGAACUAGCCAAGUUGUUCUUCGUGCACUACUCUUUAGAUCCCACACGAAUUGCAAUAAGAGAAGAGAGCAGCAAGUAAUAUUCAGUGGAAGAGAUGCAAGGUUGCGGUUUUCAUAUAGCCAGAAGCAACAAACUACCUCUUGCACUUCUUGCUCUAAUUUGUGUGUCCCUUUUUCUUUGGCCAUGGGAGAAAGCACCACUUAUGUCUUCUCUACUCCCAUCAUUCGAACAAUUUAGUAUUCUUACUCCAGUAACAGAUGUUCCUACCAGAACUUCCUCUUCCGCAGAUAAAAAAUCAUCACGCGACAGCAUUGGAAGUUCAUCAUCAAAGGAAAUGGAGCAUGUCCCCAUCUUUCUCGCAAAUGACUCUUUGGCAUCCGAUUCAGCACUGAAAGAGGCAAAUGUGGAAGAGUGUAAUUUUGCCAAGGGAAGAUGGGUCGCAGAUUCGACAAGACCUUUGUACUCGGGUUCAGCUUGCAAGCAAUGGCUGUCACCAAUGUGGGCAUGCAGGUUAAUGAAACGCCCUGAUUUCUCAUUCGAAGGAUUUCGGUGGCAGCCACAAGGUUGCAAAGUGCCAGAAUUUUCAAGGAGUAGCUUUUUGAGUAGAAUGCAUAAUAAGACAAUUGCCUUAAUUGGGGAUUCUUUGGGAAGGCAGCAAUUCCAAUCCCUCAUGUGCAUGGUCACCGGAGGAGAGUUGAGCCCAGAGGUGGAAAACAUUGGCAUUGAUUACGGCCUCGUCAAAGCGCCCGGUGCCUUAAGACCUGAUGGCUGGGUGUAUCGAUUUCCAAGUACCAAUACGACCAUUCUGUUCUAUUGGUCCGCCAGCUUAUGUGAAUUGGAGCCUCUGAACACUUCAGGCCCAUCCACACAUUACGCGCUGCAUCUUGAUCGACCGGUGACAUUCUUGAAGCAGCAUCUUCCCAGGUUUGACGUGCUGGUACUUAACACCGGGCACCACUGGAACAGAGACAAGUUCAGGGGAAACCAGUGGGAGUUGUAUGCCGGAGGGAAGCCCGUUGUGGACGGAGAGGAGCUUGCGGACCUGAGGAAUGCAAAAAAUUUCACUCUGCACAGCAUAGCUAGGUGGGUUGAUUUGCAGAUUAAGCGACGUCCACAGCUCAAAGCCUUUCUCAGGACAAUUUCUCCCCGCCAUUUUGUGAAUGGAGACUGGAACACCGGGGGAAGCUGCAACAACACUGUUCCAUUAGCUGGAGGAAGUGAGGUAUCGCAGGAUGGUUCGAGCGAUCCCAUUCCUGAGGCUGCAGUGAAAGGCACACGGGUGAAGCUCCUGGAUAUCACUGCACUGUCGCAACUGAGGGACGAGGGCCACGUCUCCAAGUACACCGUCAAAGCGAUACUGGGCGUGCAUGAUUGUUUGCAUUGGUGCCUUCCUGGUAUACCAGAUGCAUGGAAUGAGAUACUCUGUGCUCAACUUUGAAAGCCUUUAUUUAGGAUUUUUUUUUUCUUUCUUUCUUAUAUUCUAGGGAGAUUUAACUGCUUAGGUAGUGAGGUUUUUGAACCUUCUUCAUCUGUUUAUAGAACCUUCUUUUUCUCCUUUUUUUUUUCUCAUUACUAUUGGGAUUUGGUGUCUAUUGGUUGGCUUCUAGCUUUGUUGGCUAGAUAAGAGAAAUUUGUAUCUAGGAUUUUGGAUAUAAUCAAUGAAAUAAAAAUUGUAUCUAGGAUUUUGGAUAUAAUCAAUGAAAUAAAAAUUUGUUUAUUUA
Zingiber officinale is the source of this 1893-nucleotide messenger RNA. RefSeq names its product protein trichome birefringence-like 14. The record is from RefSeq and is a predicted model, not a curated record. The coding region runs from base 267 to 1610 and encodes 447 amino acids. Gene Ontology annotation, biological process: plant-type secondary cell wall biogenesis; xyloglucan metabolic process; xylan biosynthetic process. Lineage: Eukaryota; Viridiplantae; Streptophyta; Magnoliopsida; Zingiberales; Zingiberaceae. The transcript is spliced from 5 exons. Gene Ontology annotation, molecular function: acetyltransferase activity. Gene Ontology annotation, cellular component: Golgi apparatus.